AUGCGCGGAGUAGCCAGGCUGUUCUACGCGGCAGUCUUUGCCUUUGUGGGCCUCGCCGACGCAGACAGUCAUGCCUCUGACAACCUGAACACGUUGAAGUGCGCCAUUGAUCCGUCGGCCAUGGUGACUGACGCGUGUGUUUCCUACGGCACCAUCAACCAACUCAACGACGAAGUUUACACCCUCCUCCAAUCGAUUACCCAAGAAACCGACUUCUUCUCCUACUACCGCCUCAAUCUAUUUAAUAAAGAAUGCCCCUUCUGGAACGACGCGAACAGCAUGUGCGGCAACAUCGCUUGCUCCGUCAGCACCAUCGAGUCCGAGGAAGACAUCCCGUUGACGUGGCGGGCCGAAGAACUGAGCAAGCUCGAAGGCCCCAAGGCCCAACACCCGCCCCGGAAAGUUCAGGCAGAGCGGCCGAAAGAGCGUCCAUUGCAGGGUACACUGGGCGAGGGAGUUGGAGAGAGUUGUGUGGUCGAGUACGAUGAUGAGUGUGACGACCGGGACUACUGUGUCCCCGAGGACGAGGGUUCGGCCGGGAAGGGCGACUACGUGAGCUUAGUCGACAAUCCCGAGCGGUUUACUGGAUAUUCGGGAGAAGGUGCGCAUCAAGUAUGGGGUGCCAUCUACCGGGAGAACUGCUUUGUAAAGCAUGAUGCCGAGGAGCUGGAAGAUCAGUCGUUGAACGUGCCCAUGGGCGGGUUGCAAGCAUUCUCGGAUUUUCGCAACGUGCUUCAGAAGGAAUCGCAGCGUCUGGACGGUCUCCCGCUGGAUAAUGAGUGCUUAGAGAAGCGAGUCUUUCACCGACUGAUCAGCGGCAUGCAUGCCUCCAUUUCCACUCAUUUGUGCUGGGAUUAUCUCAACCAGACAACCGGCAAGUGGCAGCCCAACAUGCAAUGCUACAAGGAGCGACUGCACGAACACCCCGAGCGCAUUUCCAACAUGUAUUUCAACUAUGCUCUGGUCUCGCGCGCCGUGGCCAAGCUCCGCAAGCACCUGCAGAACUACACAUACUGUACCAGCGAUCCCUCGCAGCAAAUCGACACCAAGGACCGGGUCAACGAGCUCACGGAGAUUCUCUCGCGCCCUCCCCAGAUCUUUGACGAGAACCUGAUGUUCCAGGACCCCAGUGCCCAGGGGCUGAAGGAGGACUUCCGCAACCGCUUCCGAAAUGUCAGUCGGCUGAUGGACUGUGUGGGCUGUGACAAGUGCCGCCUCUGGGGUAAACUCCAGGUGAAUGGCUAUGGAACCGCCUUGAAGGUCCUUUUCGAGUACGACGAGACCAAGAACGGGGAGAACCCGCCUCUGCGUCGGACGGAGCUGGUGUCUCUGAUUAACACCCUGGGCCGUAUUUCGCACAGUCUGGCUGCUGCGCGCAGCUUCCAUGAAGCACUUGAAGCAGGCCAGGAUAAGGCGUUCCCGAUCCACCAUGCGGCUCCCACCGCGCCUAGAGACGCUGAUGCGAAACCCAUGAAUCAAAAUCUCAGACUCAAGCAUGACGGUAGUGGUGUCUUCUACUACGAGUCAGAAGAACGAGAAUACUUCUACGGAGACGAGCCACUGAAGCCUGGCGAAAAGUACCCGUGGGAGAGAAAGCCACGUAGUCCCGAUGCCACGGUCAUGGACGACAUCCAGGGCGAGUGGGAGGUGAUUCGGGACACGACGUUGUAUGUCCUGCGCAGCUGGAUGAACGUCCCGCGUUCUAUCUAUCUGAUCAUUCGCUUGGAAUUCGCUCGUCUGUGGAACUACUGGCUUGGUAUGCCUGUGCCCCCGCGGGUGUGGGAUCUCAAGCCGCCCACGCCCAAACACCUCACCCCGACUAACGCGCAUCGUGGUGAGCUCUGA
Messenger RNA from Penicillium argentinense, 1845 nucleotides. Its product is annotated as ER oxidoreductin. Gene Ontology annotation, biological process: protein folding in endoplasmic reticulum. Gene Ontology annotation, molecular function: thiol oxidase activity; FAD binding; protein-disulfide reductase activity. The record is from RefSeq and is a predicted model, not a curated record. The coding region runs from base 1 to 1845 and encodes 614 amino acids. NCBI's taxonomy places the organism in Eukaryota, Fungi, Ascomycota, Eurotiomycetes, Eurotiales, Aspergillaceae. Gene Ontology annotation, cellular component: endoplasmic reticulum membrane; endoplasmic reticulum. The transcript is spliced from 3 exons.